AAACAAGUUGAACAACUGUUCACAAGCUGAUGUCAAUCCAUGUAAUUCCAAUGCCCGUUUCAACUUCUCUCCCUUAUCAAUGAAACCACCUUGCCCUUUCACCAAUAUUAUACACAUUAUUUUCUCUGCGACUGCUUCUCAUCAUCAGAUUCAAAGAUUCGAUUUCUUUCUAUUCUAUCCCUCUUGGGGUCUCUCUCCCUCUCUCUCUCUUGCUCUCCCCUUCUGCCAGUUCGAUCUCUUCAAGGUUUUUUUUGUCAUCGUCAUGGGACAAGAAACAAGAAGACUGGCAGAUGAGUAUGAGAUAUCAGAGAUUUUAGGCAGAGGAGGAUUCUCUGUAGUGAGAAAAGGCAUCAGCAGAAAAUCAGGCAGCAGUGACAAAAACAAUGUGGCAAUCAAGACCCUCAAAAGGCCAUUUGGACCAUCAAACCCUCCGCCCGGCAGAUCGGGUGCCGGUGAUCAUCAGAAAAGCUUUGCUGCUGCUUUCCAAGCCCGGAAGCAGGUGUCCAUAUCAAAUGUCUUGCUCACAAAUGAAAUCUUGGUCAUGAGGAGAAUAGUUGAAAAUGUCUCACCACACCCAAAUGUCAUUGACCUCUAUGAUGUGUAUGAGGAUGAAAAUGGGGUCCACCUUGUGUUGGAGCUUUGCUCUGGGGGUGAACUGUUUGAUAGGAUUGUGAAGCAAGAAAGGUAUUCUGAGGCUGGAGCUGCAGCUGUGGUAAGGCAGAUUGCUCAAGGCUUAGCAGCUCUUCACAAGUCCAAUAUUGUUCACAGGGACUUGAAGCCAGAGAACUGCCUGUUCUUGAAUAAUACUGAUGAUUCUUCUUUGAAGAUUAUGGAUUUUGGGCUCAGUUCUGUGGAGGAGUUUACUGAUCCUGUUGUUGGGUUGUUUGGUUCCAUAGAUUAUGUCUCACCAGAGGCUCUUUCUCAGGGACAAGUCACUUCUAAGAGUGAUAUGUGGGCUCUGGGUGUAAUCUUGUAUAUCCUUCUCUCUGGGUACCCACCUUUUAUUGCUCAGUCGAAUCGGCAAAAGCAACAGAUGAUAAUGGCUGGAGAAUUCAGUUUCUAUGAGAAAACUUGGAAGGGCAUUUCUUUGUCAGCAAAGCAAUUAAUUUCGGAUCUCCUCAAAGUUGACCCUCACAAGAGACCUAGUGCUCAAGAGCUUCUGGACCAUCCAUGGGUUGUAGGUCUUUCAGCCAAAGAAGAUCAAAUGGAUGCUGAGAUUGUGUCACGACUGCAGAGUUUUAAUGCUCGGCGAAAACUCCGUGCUGCAGCAAUAGCUAGUGUGUGGACCAGCUCGAUUUUCUUAAGGACAAAGAAGCUAAAAUCACUACUAGGUUCCCACGACCUUAAACCGGAUGAAAUCCAGAAACUGAGUUUACAUUUCAAGAAAAUAUGUGUAAAAGGUGACAAUGCUACUCUAUCUGAAUUUGAGGAGGUGCUGAAAGCAAUGAACAUGUCGUCAUUAAUCCCUUUGGCACCCCGGAUCUUUGACCUAUUCGACAACAAUCGUGAUGGAACAGUUGACAUGCGAGAGAUCCUCUGUGGGUUCUCUAGUCUCAAGAAUUCACAAGGAGAUGAUGCACUCCGCCUGUGCUUCCAGAUGUACGAUACGGAUCGGUCUGGAUGCAUCAGUAAAGAAGAAGUGGCAUCUAUGCUCAGGGCUUUACCAGAUGACUGCCUUCCAGCUGAUAUCACUGAACCUGGGAAAUUGGAUGAAAUAUUUGAUCGCAUGGAUGCAAACAGUGAUGGACAAGUUACCUUUGAUGAGUUCAAAGCUGCCAUGCAGAGAGACAGCUCUCUCCAAGAUGUAGUCCUCUCCUCUCUUCGACCAUUAUAGCUUCUCCCAUCAUCCACAACCGCGAUCAACUUUUUCACUAAAUUCUGGAAGUUAAUUUCCUUCUUCUUUGGACAUAUAUGCUAUAGGCAAUAGAAGACCAAUGACCAAAAAGCUGAAAAUAAAUGCUAACUUCUGCCAUGGAAA
Prunus dulcis (almond) is the source of this 1978-nucleotide messenger RNA. Its product is annotated as calcium/calmodulin-dependent serine/threonine-protein kinase-like. The transcript has 7 exons. Gene Ontology annotation, biological process: peptidyl-serine phosphorylation; protein autophosphorylation; intracellular signal transduction. The record is from RefSeq and is a predicted model, not a curated record. Lineage: Eukaryota; Viridiplantae; Streptophyta; Magnoliopsida; Rosales; Rosaceae. Gene Ontology annotation, cellular component: cytoplasm; nucleus. The coding region runs from base 80 to 1834 and encodes 584 amino acids. Gene Ontology annotation, molecular function: calcium ion binding; ATP binding; calmodulin binding.